AUGACUGACAGCGUGCAGGAGGAGAAUGCGGAAGAGCCUGCGAUUGCUGGCCACUUUUACCGCAUUCCCCGCAUCUCUGGCCGCAUUGUGGGUAUUUGGCCGCAAAGGAUCAAGGGCGUGGGCGUGGGCGUUCGUCCUUGGCACGCCCACUUGCGCUUCCUAUUCGCCCUAGCCGUAGUGCUGGUGGGAGCGGUGGGCGAGCUGAGCUAUGGAUGCGUCCAUCUAGACAACCUGGUGGUGGCUCUGGAGGCCUUCUGCCCCGGCACCACCAAGGCGGUCUGUGUUCUGAAGCUGUGGGUCUUCUUCCGCUCGAACCGCCAGUGGGCGGCGCUGGUCCAACGCCUGCGAGUCAUGCUGUGGCAAUCGCGGCGGGCGGAGGGCCAACGGAUGCUGGUCGGACUGGCCACCACGGCCAACCGAUUUAGCCUGUUGCUGCUCAGUUCGGGGACCAUGACCAACACCGCCUUCAACCUGCAACCACUGAUAAUGGGCUUCUAUCGCUGGAUGGCCGAGCUGCCGGGCCAUAUCGAACUGCCCUUUAACAUUAUACUUCCAGGAUUCGCCGUCCAGCCGGGACUGUUUCCUGUGACGUACGUGCUGCUGACCGCUUCCGGCGCCUGCACCGUGUUCGCCUUCAGCUUCGUGGACGGCUUCUUCCUCUGCUCCUGCCUCUACAUCAGCGGCGUUUUCCGGCUGGUGCAGCAGGAUAUUCGCAGGAUAUUUGCCGAUUUGCAUGGCGAUUCAGUGGAUGUUUUCACGGAGGCCAUGAAUGCGGAAGUAAGGCACAGACUGGCCAAAGUCGUCGAGCGGCACAAUGCGAUUAUCGAUUUCUGCACGGACCUAACACGCCAGUUCACCGUUAUCGUUUUAAUGCAUUUCCUGUCCGCCGCCUUCGUCCUUUGCUCGACCAUCCUGGACAUCAUGUUGAACACGUCGUCGCUGAGCGGCUUAACCUACAUCUGCUAUAGCAUCGCGGCCCUAACGCAGCUUUUCCUCUACUGCUUCGGCGGCAAUCAAGUUAGCGAAAGUAGUGCUGCCGUGGCGGACGUGCUGUACGACAUUGAGUGGUACAAAUGCGAUGCGAGGACUAGGAAAGUGAUUUUAAUGAUAUUGCGGCGUUCGCAGCGGGCAAAAACAAUUGCGGUGCCGUUUUUUACGCCCUCACUGCCAGCUUUUGGUUCAAUACUCAGCACAGCCGGCUCAUAUAUCACGCUGCUGAAGACGUUUCUGUAA
Molecule: messenger RNA, 1233 nt
Organism: Drosophila elegans
Lineage: Eukaryota; Metazoa; Arthropoda; Insecta; Diptera; Drosophilidae
Gene: Or22c
Product: odorant receptor 22c
Exons: 6
Coding region: 1-1233 (410 amino acids)
Biological process (GO): detection of chemical stimulus involved in sensory perception of smell; sensory perception of smell
Cellular component (GO): plasma membrane
Molecular function (GO): odorant binding; olfactory receptor activity
Source: RefSeq, a predicted model, not a curated record